Molecule: messenger RNA, 1341 nt
Organism: Exophiala bonariae
Lineage: Eukaryota; Fungi; Ascomycota; Eurotiomycetes; Chaetothyriales; Herpotrichiellaceae
Exons: 3
Coding region: 1-1341 (446 amino acids)
Biological process (GO): cell wall organization; carbohydrate metabolic process
Cellular component (GO): cell wall
Molecular function (GO): hydrolase activity, hydrolyzing O-glycosyl compounds; chitin binding
Source: RefSeq, a predicted model, not a curated record
AUGGCCGGACGCCUCUUGCAGUCCGUCCUCCUCCUGGCCGCUGUGGCCCAAACCGUUUACUCACAAGCAACUUGCGGUGGAGGCAAGCAAUGUCCUGAAGAUAAGCCGUGUUGUUCACAAUACGGAGAAUGUGGUGUCGGCGCCUAUUGCUUGGGAGGUUGCGACCCAGUCAACUCCAAAUCCCUCGACUCCUGCGUCCCUUCUCCCCAGUGUCAGUCAAAAACCUACAACUUUGAUAACCUCGAUCGAGUGGUGUCCAAUACCAAAUACCUUGGAGAUGCCAGCAAAGCCGACUGGGUUUCUUCCGGACAACCUCUUUCACACAAUGGCCAGGUACUAUUGACCAUGGCAGAAGGAACUGUCGGCACCUUGUUGGCCAGCACAACCUAUGUAUGGUAUGGAAAGAUUAACGCAAGAUUCAGUACUAGUGCAGGUGCUGGUGUCGUUACUGCUUUUAUUUUGUUGGGCGAUUCCAAAGAUGAAAUCGAUUUCGAAUUCGUUGGAGUUGAGCUGGAAACUGCAGAGACCAACUUCUACUCCCAGGGUGUCACUAAUUAUAACAAUGGUGGCAAGACUACUGGUCUCACCGAUGUUCAUGAGAAUAUGCACGAUUAUGAGAUUGACUGGCAACCCGAUACCAUUACUUGGUCAAUCGAUGGCAAAGUCGUCCGUACCCUCGACCGCGAUUCGACCUGGAAUGCCACGGCCAACCGCUAUUCAUUUCCUCAAACACCAUCACGAGUGCAGCUGUCCCUCUGGCCUGGUGGUCUACCCACCAACGGGGAAGGCACCAUCGAAUGGGCCGGUGGGCUUGUCGAGUGGGAUUCUCAAUACAUGACCAAUGGUUACUACUAUGCCGCAUUCGAUUCGGUCUCGGUUCAAUGCUACGAUCCUCCUGCCGGUGCACAAGGUUCGGGAACCAAGGCAUAUAUCUUUACCGACAAGUCCAUGACCAAUGCAAGUGUCGAGAUGACGAACGACAAUACCGUCUUGAAAUCCCUGCUUGGAACUGGUACAAACAUGAGUGCGGAUUAUGCUCAUUCUUCAGCCAGUGCCAGUGGCAGUGACGUAGCUACCGUGCCCGGCCUUAACGGUGCUGGACCCGGAACCAAUGGCCAACGCCCCGACAAUGGAACAGACGGCGGUAGCAGCAGCAGCGAUAAUGGCGGUGACAACUCAGGAAGCAACACGGCCUCUACUACCGGUAGUGCUUCAACUGGUUUCGUUCAAGGUGGCGGCGGCGCCAAUGGUGCUGGUCAACUUGGCGGAAAUUCCGAAACAGUCCUAAAAGGAAGCUUAUUCGCAGUUGUUGUCGCUAUCGUCGGGUUGUGUGUGCUUUAG